AUGGCGAAUGUUGAUGCGAUUCCUGGUUAUUUAUCGGGAACUUUUCCUUCGCUUCCAAUUGAAAUCAAGGAUUAUGUUUAUGAAAUCUUGAAACAAAAUUCGGAUGAGAUAACAAGUUUGGAAGAGGUUUUAGACGCUGUUGGAGAGCAUCUUCAAGCUUCUGUCGAGAAUUUAUGCGACUUGGGAACAAAAAACGCCUGUCAACAGCUCCUCAAACUUCUUCAUGGUGAUAACUUGCCAAAAGUUGUUAAACAACAUGAAGCCACGACUAAACGACUUGAACAAACUGUUGAUAUGGCAGCUGAGAAUCAAAACUUCGACGCGCUCUCAAGUAUUUGGAAGGUUCAAAGUCGUGACACUCCAACAACGGUGGAUAAGAAGAAAUUAGCAAAAGCUGAGGAUAAAGCGGCAGCGAAGGCGGAGACAAGAGCUGCUGCGGAAGGCGCGAGUGCAGAUCAGAAUCGCAAGCGGAAGGCGAAGAAUGAGCCGAGCGCUACAGCUUCGCAAGCACCGAUUAAGGAAAGUGGAGCGAGAAAUGCGAAUGCAAAGGAUAUCAAGUUGGAAAGUGUUGAUAUUUCAAUUGGAACUAAGUGAGAGACUGGGGAAAAUUAGGUGUUUUUCCUCAGGAAAAUGCAGGGUUUUCACUUCAAAAUCAAAAAUCAUAAUUUUGCAGACAACUUCUCUCCUGCGCUGACAUCACUAUGGCUUAUGGUCGCCGAUAUGGAUUGGUCGGAAGAAACGGUAUCGGAAAAACCACCCUCUUGAAAAUGAUUUCGAGUAAACAAUUGAAAAUUCCAUCCGGAAUUAGUAUGUUGUCUGUUGAACAAGAAGUUGAGGGAGAUGAUACCAAGGUUUUGGAUGCGGUUUUGGCUUCGGAUACGAAGAGACAGACGUUUUUGGAUCGCGAGAAGACUUUGCAAAGUCGAUUGAAUAAGUGCGUGGAUUUCGGGAGGAAAAAUCGUUGAUUCCAUGCUUUCUUUUCGUUGACGUGGAAUUUCGAAAUUGAAGAUUUAUUUUGAAUAUUUCACGGUGUUCUAACCAAAGUUAUGUUUUCUAGUAGAUUUUCCCCCGCUCAUCACAAUCCCAUCCUCAAAAAUUGCAAAACUCAACUCCUUUGAGUUAUGACGUGGCAAAGUGAAAAUUUCCGGAUUUUACUAGGCUAUAACUGAUUUCAAAGAUGCUUUUCAUGCGAAUCUGAUAGCACAGCGUUGUUCAGGAGGCUAGAUGACACAACUUCACCAGAUUUUUCGAAUUUUUAACAAUUUUCGUACAGUGGAAAAGGUUAGGUUUGAAAAAUAUCCAAUUUUUGAAUGAACUUUAAAAAUCUGAAACUUUUCAAAUCAUUUUUGAAGCCAGUUAUAGUCUUGUAAAACCGGGAAAUUGUCAUUUUGCCACGUCAUAACUCAUAUUACAAGUUAAGUUUUGCAAUUUUUGAGGAUGGGAUUCUGAUAAGCAGGGAGAAAUCUACUUUGGUUAGAACACCAUAAAUUAUUCGAAAUGGAUUUUCAAUUUCUAAAAUUCCACGUCAUCGAAUAAUUCAGAGUUCACGUUUUUUUUUGGAAAUUCAUGAAAAUGCGAAUUUUUUACCUAAAUUUAUUCUAAAUUCAUUUUCAGAUAAGUUCAGUUCUUGAAGACUCUAGGAUGAAUUUAGGUCAAAAAUUAGAUUUAAGGAGUGGUUUUUAUCAAAAAUUCUAGGCGAAAAAUUUGAAUUUUUCUUGAAAACGUGGAGAGUUCAAUGGAGCGCGUUUGCAUUUUUAGCUCAAAAUUCUUCGAAUUUUGCAGAGAAAACCUGUCGGAUGCUGAAAAGAAUAAAUGGAACGACGAGUUAUCGAAAUUAUACACCGAAAUGGAAGCACUUCAACUCGACAAAGGACCAGCAAUUGCAUCUUCACUUCUCUAUGGUCUCGGAUUCACACCAGAUGAACAAAAACGACCAACCAAAGAGUUUUCGGGUGGUUGGAGAAUGCGUGUUGCUUUGGCCCGGGCCUUGUUUGUCAAGCCCGAUUUGUUGUUGUUGGACGAACCGACUAACAUGUUGGAUAUGAGAGCGGUUUAUUGGUUGGAAGGACAUUUACAAGGAUGGGAAGGUGAGGAAUUGGAAAAUUCAUGAUUUCCGGGUCAUUUUGAUACCAAAUAUUGCCACGUCAUAGUGAAGUUUUGGCUGAAAUGCAUCAAAUUUUAGAUUUUGGGAAUUUGCGGGGCCAAAAAUUAAAAAAAAUUCAAUUUUUUUCAUUCGAGUAACAUUUUUUUUUGUUGUUAAAAAGUCACUGUUUCAAUAUUUUGUUGUCAAGUGAAACGAUUCAAAAGUAUGGAAAUUUUAAACCUAAAAAAAAUUAUGAAAAUUUUGAAACAGUAAAUUGAAAAAAUGUUAUUUUUUUGGAUGAAAAAAUUUGCUGUUUCAAAAUUUUCAUGAAUUUUUAAAAAUCUGAUUCAUGAUGUUUCAGUCCUCUUUACUAUUGUAAAAUUUUGAAAUUUAGUUUUUUAAAUUUUUGAAAAUUAAACUAAAUAUCAACGCCAGAUUUUUCGGUGUAGUUGGCUACACCCCAAUAGCAAAUCAAACACCUCAAAAAAUUAUAAAAACUUUGAAACAGUAAAAUAUUUUGGAACGAAAAAUUGACUUGGCCAAACUCAAUUUUUCUUGCAGGAACAAUUCUCACCGUUUCUCACGAUCGUAAAUUCCUCAACGAAAUUUGCACGGACAUUGUUCAUCUACACACCAGAAGAUUAGAUCAUUAUAAAGGAAAUUAUGAUCAAUUCGAGAAAACGAUGAAAGAGAAAUUGACACAACAACAAAGAGAAUAUGAUGCACAACAGGCAUUGCGACAACAUACACAAGAAUUUAUUGAUAAGUUCAGAUAUAAUGCGAAAAGAGCGCCGAUGGUUCAAUCGAGAAUUAAAAUGUUGGAGAAAUUGUGAGCAUUUCAUUUGGGAGGGGUUUUGGAAGGGACAAAAUGAAAAAAAAAACCAUGUUUAAAAUAAUAUUCCUACGAAAAUUUUGCAUAGAUAAAGUUCCGAGUACUGUAUUUUUAAAGGAACAUUGAGAUAAAACUUGACAUGUUCCUUUAAAUUUCGAGCUACAGUUUCACAAAAACUAUGCAUAUUUGAUGCUCCUUCAAACUACAGUACUCCAAAAUUGGGUACUAUGUUCCUUUGAUGUGUAAUACAUAAUUUUUGAAAAUCGUUUAAAAAAUAACUUCGUAAUAAUAUUUUGAAACAGUAAAUUUUUUUAAAUAGUGAAAAUGUUCUUCAACCGCAAGAUUUCAAUUUUAAAAAUUAGGAUUUUAAUUUGCCGGAGAGAGAAACAAAGUAAUCAAAUUUCUCCAAGAUUCCUGAAAAUUCAACAAAUUCUUGAAACGUAGAUUUGUCAGGAUUUUUUCUACCAAGAAUAGGCAGUUUUAGAAACCCUUUGAUUUCAGCUAAAAAUUGAAGCUUCAAAAUCUGAAACUAUUCUCUAGAUUCCAUGGUCAAAAUCUUAACUUAAUCCCAAAUUCCCCUAUUUUCAGACCCGUCCUUCUGCCAGUCGAACUCGAAUCCGACAUCCAUUUCAAAUUCCCUGAAUGUGAAAUUCUCAACAAUCCAGUCUUGCAACUCGAUGAUGCCUCAUUCCAAUACACAAAAGAUUCGCCGUAUUUGUUCAGAAAAUUGAAUUUAGGAACACACGCGAAUUCUCGAAUUUGUAUUGUCGGAGAAAAUGGAGCUGGUAAAACAACCCUCUUGAAAUUGCUGUUAGGAGAUUUGGAGCCCAGUGUUGGAUUGAGAAAUGUGAAUCGGAGAAUUCGAAUUGCCUAUUUCACACAACAUCAUGUUGAUCAACUUGAUAUGGAGACAUCGGCUAUUGAAGUUUUGAUGAAAAAUCAUCCAAGUAUGUGGGGAAAAUUCGGGAAAUUUAGGGUUUUUGGGGGAUUUUGAUACCAAAAAGUGUCAGAAUCCGAAAAUUUUGAAAAAAAUUGAUCCAAAUAAAUUUACUGAUGAAAAGUUUUAAUACAGCAAAAAUAAAAAAUUCACGAAAAAAAUCAUAAAAAUGUUGAAACAGUACAUUUUUUGGUACGAAAAAUAAUCUAUUUUCAAUGUUUUUAUUAAAAAAUAAUUUACUGUUUCAAAAUUUUUAUGAUUUUUCUGGGAUAUUUUCCAAUUUCAUUCCGAAUUUUUCCUACUUUAAAAUAUUGAAAAAAAAUUGAAAUAUCCAAUUCUCCGUGAAUACAUACGAAAAAAUCGAAUCGAAAAUCUAUAAAAAUUAUUUUAGUCAAUUUUUGAAACAGUAAACAAUUUCGAAAUAAAUCCACGUGGCACUUUUCCUUAUCUAUUCCCUUCUAGACAAAUCGCAAGAAGACUACCGUGCUGCUUUGGGUCGUUUCGGUCUUGCUGGUGACAUGGCACUUCAAAGUGUCGAAACUCUUUCCGGAGGACAAAAAUCGCGUCUCGCAUUCGCCAAUUUGGCAAUGAUGAAUCCGAAUUAUUUGAUUCUUGACGAACCGACAAAUCACUUGGAUGUUGAAACUGUUGAAGCACUUGGAAAAGCAUUGAACACAUUUAAUGUGAGUUGAGAUUGAAAUUUUGAACGCAAGAUAUUUUUGAACGAAAUUGUUCCUUGAAAAAAUAGAGAAAUCCUAACUUUUUUAAAGUUUAGGGUUAUCUGAAACUUGAUUAGAUUCAGAAACUUCUGAAAUUUCAGCCAAUAAUAAAAAUAAAUAUUUUCAGGGAGGUGUGGUGCUCGUUUCUCACGACGAACAACUCAUCGAAUUGGUCUGCAAAGAACUUUGGGUUGUGAAAGAUCGAAUGGUGACAACUCUAGAAGGUGGAUUAGAAGAAUAUCGAAAACAAGUCUACAAACAAUUGCAAUUAUCUAAUUAA
Molecule: messenger RNA, 4851 nt
Organism: Caenorhabditis angaria
Lineage: Eukaryota; Metazoa; Nematoda; Chromadorea; Rhabditida; Rhabditidae
Source: the annotation of a GenBank genome assembly